Messenger RNA from Pelobates fuscus (common spadefoot toad), 2803 nucleotides. It is a transcript of the gene CAPN7, whose product is annotated as calpain 7. Lineage: Eukaryota; Metazoa; Chordata; Amphibia; Anura; Pelobatidae. The transcript has 21 exons. Bases 59 to 2503 code for a protein of 814 amino acids. Gene Ontology annotation, biological process: proteolysis. The record is from RefSeq and is a predicted model, not a curated record. Gene Ontology annotation, molecular function: calcium-dependent cysteine-type endopeptidase activity.
UUGGUUGUUUUUUUUCUGCUCAUCAUUUCUUAUUUUGGUAUCUUCUUCCCCUAAUACCAUGGAUGCCUCUGCAUUGGAGCUCGAUGCUCUGAAGUUUGCCAAACUGGCUGUGGUGUAUGACCAAGCCGGAAAAUAUAAAGAAGCGGUGUUCUAUUACAAGGAAGCUGCACAAGCCCUGAUUUAUGCCGGAAUGGCUGGUUCAACACUGGACAAUAUUCAGGACAAAAUAAGGGAGUACUUGGAGAGAGUGGAAGCGUUGUACAGUGCAGUUCAAGGACAGAAUGCUGACCCUUUAAAAACAAAACAUCACUUGGACCUUGAGAGGGCACACUUCCUUGUCACUCAGGCAUUUGAGGAGGAUGAUAAAGGCAAUAUGGAAGAGGCCAUCGAGCUAUACUCUGAAGCUGUUGAACUGUGCAUAACAACGUCUAAUGAUACUACAGAUCAAAACCUACAAGCAAAACUCAAACAGCUGGCUCGACAAGCCUUAGACCGAGCAGAAUCUCUGAAAGAAUCAAUGUCUAAAUCAUCUGCUAAAGACAAAUCUUCUGUAACCAAACCAAAUCAGCCAACAAGAACAUUCUUUCCUCUUGGCCAAGACUUUAGCUUAAAUGAUAAACCGCAGAGUGUACGACCAGGACAGAUCAAUGAGGCUCCUCGACAGAGGUAUACAGCGGAGGAGAUAGAAGUGCUCAGGAAGACGUCGAAGAUAAAUAACAUUGAAUAUGUGCCUUUCAUGAGCGUUGACCUACGGGAACGUUUUGCUUUUCCAAUGCCUUUCUCAGACAAAUUUGGCAAGCUGGCGCUGUCACCCAAACAGAAAGCCAUAUUCUCCAGAUGGGUUCGACCCGAUGAUAUUACAAACAACCCUACAAUGAUCUACACUGUGUCCAGCUUCAGCAUCAAACAGACAAUCGUGUCAGAUUGCUCUUUCGUGGCUUCCCUAGCCAUCAGUGCAGCUUACGAGAGACGCUACAACAAGAAACUCAUUACAAGCAUAAUUUACCCUCAAAAUAAAAAAGGAGAGCCAGAAUAUAACCCGUGCGGAAAAUACAUGGUGAAAUUGCACAUAAAUGGUGUUCCUAGAAAGGUCAUUAUCGAUGACUAUUUGCCUGUGGAUCACAAUGGAGAACUUCUGUGCUCUUACUCAAACAACAAGAACGAGUUGUGGGUUUCCCUGAUCGAAAAAGCCUACAUGAAGGUGAUGGGAGGGUAUGACUUUCCUGGAUCCAAUUCAAACAUAGAUCUGCAUGCACUGACUGGAUGGAUCCCUGAGAGAAUUGCUAUGCAUUCAGACAAUCAAACUUUCGACAAAGAAAGCACAUUUAGAAUGUUGUACCAAAGAUUUCACAAGGGUGACGUCCUGAUCACCACAGCUACAGGAGUGAUGACUGAAGAGGAAGGAGAAAAAUGGGGCUUAGUUCCUACUCAUGCUUAUGCUGUGUUAGACAUAAGGGAAUACAAGACAUUCCGGUUUCUUCAGUUAAAGAAUCCCUGGAGUCAUUUACGGUGGAAGGGACGUUUUUGUGAGAAAGAUGAGAGAAGCUGGACCCCUGAACUGCAAAAAUACUUAAAUUUUGACCCAAGAACAGCACAGAAGAUUGACAAUGGUAUAUUCUGGAUCACCUGGGACGAUCUGUGUCAGUAUUAUGAUGUGAUCUAUUUGAGCUGGAACCCAGGCCUUUUUAAAGACUCAACAUGCAUUCAAAGCACUUGGGAUGCCAAGCAGGGACCCGUUAAAGAUGCAUACAGUCUCGCGAACAACCCGCAAUAUAAACUUGAAGUUCAGUGUCCAAAAGGGGGCGCUGCAGUUUGGAUCCUCCUAAGCAGACACAUCACUGACAAGGAUGAUUUUGCACAUAACAAAGAGUUUAUAACAUUGAUUGUUUACAACAAGACUGAUGGUAAAAAGAUUUACUAUCCAGCUGACCCUGCCCCCUACAUUGAUGGAAUUCGGAUAAACAGCCCUCACUACCUUACAAAGAUGACAUUGACUUCUCCUGGGACUCAUACAUUCACACUGGUGGUAUCUCAGUAUGAGAAGCAGAAUACCAUUCAUUAUACACUUAGGGUCUAUGCCGGUUGCAAGUUUACAUUUUCUAAGAUUCCCACACCAUACACAAUAAAUCGACGGAUUAACGGACAGUGGAAAGGACAGAGUGCUGGAGGUUGUGGCAAUUUCAGAGACACCCACAAGAAUAAUCCUAUUUAUCAGUUUCAAAUGGAAAAGGCUGGACCAUUACUGGUAGAAUUGCGUGGACCAAGGCAGUACAGCGUUGGCUUUGAGGUUAUUACAGUAUCUGCAACGGGAGAUCCAGGUUCAUCUGGUUUCCAGAAAAAAGGCAGUGGUGAUUACAGGUGUGGGUUUUGUUAUCUGGAACUAGAGAAUGUCCCAGCUGGCAUUUACAAUGUUAUUCCGACAACGUUCCUUCCAGCUCAGGAGGGUCCCUUCUUUUUAGACUUCAACAGUGCAAUACCAGUCAAAGUGUCACAGCUCCAAUGAUUGUGGAUAUUCCAGAGAUUCUCAGGAACAGCCUCUCAAAAAUCCCUUCUUCCACUGAGCAUAGCUGAACCCAGCGGGCACCGAGUUUACAUGGCACUUGCAGGGCAUGGCAUUUUUAAGCUGUGAUGCUUCUGACACUUUACCUUACACAGAUUACAUGCCUUCAUCCUUAAAGAGUCUUAUUUUAUGAAAGGUUGUAAGGGAAAUGGGUACUGUUCAUGCCCAGAAUUUAAUCUGUACUUGAAUAUUUUAUUGAAUAAUUCAAAAGAAUAGUGCUAUAAAGAAUAUUUUUUUCCACCA